Lodderomyces jiufengensis is the source of this 546-nucleotide messenger RNA. RefSeq names its product glycine decarboxylase subunit H (gene GCV3). The coding region runs from base 1 to 546 and encodes 181 amino acids. Gene Ontology annotation, biological process: glycine decarboxylation via glycine cleavage system; protein lipoylation. The transcript has a single exon. Gene Ontology annotation, cellular component: mitochondrion; glycine cleavage complex; cytoplasm. The record is from RefSeq and is a predicted model, not a curated record. NCBI's taxonomy places the organism in Eukaryota, Fungi, Ascomycota, Pichiomycetes, Serinales, Debaryomycetaceae.
AUGUUAAAAUCAUUAUUAAGACCAACAACAGCAUCAAUUCGUUUUACUGCUUUAAAACCACAAACAUAUAACCUUAUACGUUCAUUUUCAUAUACAACCCCACAAUUUUAUAAAGCAAGUAAAGAAGAUCAUGCUUAUCCAUAUUUACAUGAAAAAAAACCAAUAGAUACAAAAUAUACAGAAGAACAUGAAUAUGUGAAAUUAUACGAUGAUAGUUCUGCAUUAUUAGGAAUAACUCAAUAUGCAGCACAAGCUUUAGGUGAUGUAACAUUUGUUGAAUUACCAGAAAUUGGUGAUCGUAUUGAAAAAGGUGAUACUAUUGGAUCUAUUGAAUCAGUUAAAUCUGCUUCUGAAAUAUAUAGUCCUGUUUCUGGUGAAAUUGUUGGUAUUAAUUCAAUAUUAGAAAGUGAACCUGGUUUAAUUAAUGAAGAUCCAACUGUUGAAGGAUGGAUUGCUCAUAUUAAAUUGGAUGAUCCAAAAGAAAUUACUGAGAAUGAUUCACUUUUGAAUAGUGAAGAUUAUGCUAAAUCUUUAGAAGAAGAUUAA